Suillus paluster is the source of this 916-nucleotide messenger RNA. RefSeq names its product YL1 nuclear protein C-terminal domain-containing protein. The record is from RefSeq and is a predicted model, not a curated record. The transcript has 8 exons. The coding region runs from base 71 to 565 and encodes 164 amino acids. Gene Ontology annotation, cellular component: Ino80 complex. Gene Ontology annotation, biological process: chromatin remodeling. Lineage: Eukaryota; Fungi; Basidiomycota; Agaricomycetes; Boletales; Suillaceae.
AUUUUACUACUGUGCAGACAUCUUUCUUACGCACCGACAUCCUGCCUGUAUUAGUGAAUGAGCAUAUUCGAUGCCGCCCAAAGGUACAACUAAGAAGAAGGCAGCGAACGAUGGUUCCACAACGCAUACGCCUACUCUCUCCGAGCAGCUGUCUUACCUGCAAAGCCCUCGUCCAUUCAAGAACCCAAACUACACCAAAAAUGCAAAUCGUCGAACUAAGAACUUGAAGACCGUUCUCGGUCAGGAACGGGAGAGAGAACGUGUCGAAAGGGAGAGGCGGAGACAAGAGAGAGAUAGUCAGGCGAUGGAUAUUGAUGGCGAAGUUAAGAUAGAGCUUGUUGAGGCGGAUGAGGAAAUUCCAACUUACUUAUCGAUUGAAGCACCCCCGUCUGUUCUGCCACAGAGACACUAUUGCGAUAUUACAGGGCUAGAGGCACCGUAUACCGAUCCUCGGACUGGACUGAGGUACCAUGACAAGAGCGUUUAUGAACUUAUUAAGAACCUCAGCCCAAGCGCGGCGAAGGACUAUUUGGCUGCAAGGGGUGUGAAUCCUAUCGUCCGAUAGCCUGUUGUUUUCCAUUGAAAUGGAUUCGUCAUCAUUCCCAUUGUGGCACCAACUGCUAUCACUGGUGGUAGCUAAUUGCAUAGUGCUUGGGUGUAAUUUGCUUGAGCUUACACACUGGUGUAACACUGCAGCUGUAGGCGAUAUAUGAUUGGACAUGUGACAAACAUAGGAUUUUCGAUAUGAAAGCCUUUGGAUCGUUCGUUUGCCGUUUCGUAAACACCCUCAAUGCAAGGCUGGAUGGCCGAGUGGUCUAAGGCGCUAGAAUCAGGAUCUAGUCCGAAAGGGCGCGUGUUCGAAUCACGCUUCAGUCAUAUUUUUUUUCUCUGCCUUCGUUGUUUUUGCCUCUUGCUC